AAGAACUUUCAUAACACUGGAUAGUUCCGGUGACGGCGGUGACCGUGGCAGCGGCGCUGAAGAUGUUGAACUGCCAUCUUGUUUAUGUAUUCUCGUAAAAAGACGAUAAGGGAUAAUAUCUUGUUACAGUAUUGUGUUGUGUUUUCAUAGAUACUCAUUUAGGAGGAAGUCCUUGCACGUAAAAUAUAAAAUGAGCUCCCAUCAUCAUCUGAAUCCAUCUUCAGGUGAAGUGGAGCAUAUUAAUCAUCUGUCCGAGGAUAUGGGUGCCUUAUAUCUUUCUGAUGAUUACUCUGAUGUGACACUGAUAGUUGCGGGUCAGCGAUUCAAUGGUCACAAAGUUAUAUUAGCUGCACGCAGCCAGUAUUUUCGGGCUCUUCUCUACGGUGGUAUGAAGGAGUCAAUGCAACAAGAAAUUGAAUUGAAAGGAACUACGCUGCCUGCUUUUAAGGGUCUUCUGAAAUAUAUUUAUACUGGUCACUUGUCUCUUGCUAAUCAACGAGAAGAGGUAAUUCUUGAUAUAUUGGGUUUGGCUCACCAAUAUGGAUUUGUUGACCUUGAAGUUUCUAUAUCUGAUUACCUCAGAGAGAUUCUUAAUAUUAAGAACGUUUGUCUAAUCUUUGAUGCAGCACGUCUUUAUCAAUUGGUUUUUCUAAUUCAAGUAUCAUUGGAAUUCAUCGAUAAACAUGCUUUGGAAAUAAUUCAGCAUGAAAGUUUCCUCCAACUCAGUUCUGAGGCAUUAAAUGAACUUAUCUCUCGUGAUUCACUGUUUGCGCCAGAAAUCGACAUAUUUUUGGCUGUGCAAGCAUGGGUUAAAGCAAAUCCGGAUGUAGAUGCAAAGGAAGUAUUAAGUCAAGUAAGACUCAGUUUGGUCUCAAUCCCUGAUUUACUCGAUGUGGUCAGGCCCACUGGUUUAGUAUCAUCAGAAGCAAUGCUGGACGCAAUAGCAGCCAGAACGCAGACACGAGUCUCACAGCUUUCUUAUCGUGGUCGUAUGCUUCUGAAUGAGAACGUUGCACAACCAAGGCACGGUGCACAAGUAUUACAGGGUGAAAUGCGAAGUUUCCUUUUGGAUGGUGAUAUUCAGAAUUAUGAUAUGGAGCGAGGAUACACGAGACACGCAAUUACGGAUUCCCAAGACCAGAGCAUACUCAUUAAAUUAGGUACUCAGUUUAUCAUCAAUCAUGUCAAGCUCUUGUUAUGGGAUCAUGAUUUUCGGUCCUAUUCGUAUUACUUAGAGGUAUCCAUGGACCAGAAAGACUGGGUUCGUGUUGUUGACCAUACACAGUAUUUUUGUCGCAGUUGGCAGUAUUUGUAUUUUGAACCACGGGUGGUUCUUUACAUACGUUUAGUGGGUACAUACAACACAGUUAACAAGAUUUUUCAUGUGGUUAGUCUCGAAGCUUAUUAUACUAACACACCAGUGAAACUCUGCAAAGGUUUCGUAGUCCCCACUCGAAAUGUAGCAACAAUGGAUCUGAGUGCUCAUGUCACUGAAGGUGUUAGCAGAUCAAGAAAUGCUCUUUUAAAUGGUGACACUUCUGAUUACGACUGGGAUAGUGGCUAUACAUGUCAUCAACUUGGUUCCGGUUCAAUAUUAGUACAACUUGGUCAACCAUACAUGAUAGACUCGAUGCGGCUCUUAUUGUGGGAUUGCGAUGACAGAUCAUAUUCAUACUACAUCGAAGUAUCUAACAAUUCUUGGCAAUGGGAAGUGGUAGUGGACAAAACUAGAGAAGCUUGUCGUUCAUGGCAGACACUGCACUUCCAGCCAGCUCGACCAGUUGUUUUUAUACGUAUUGUUGGCACGCACAAUACAGCUAACGAGGUAUUCCAUUGUGUGCACUUUGAGUGUCCCGCACAAGUCGAUAACGAAAAGAACGGAAAGUCACCUCGACGUGGAGUACAAGCAGCUCCUGUGUCUGCUCCUGUUCCGCCACCUCCGCCACCUGAGACUGCCAAAGAGGCAGUUAAUAUAGACCAGGAAGAUGAAACUUCAACGGAUGAAUCUGCUGUAGUCGCUAUUGCUCCUUAGUUUAGGUUAAUAGAAUAUAAAUUUCUUGGAUGACCUCCUGGCAACGUUUAAGACUGUCGAUUAAUAGUGUUCGUAUACAAAACGAACCCACAUUUGGGUAAGAAUGGUACAACACACAUUCUUUUAUACGUCAUGUUGAAAAAUAUUAUAAUAGUUACGUGACGAACGACGGGUAUAUAAAGACGUAUUAGAUGAUUUCGAAAUCAAAAGCAAUCCGGUGCCAUUUUGUUAGGUAUUUUUGAGAUUAUGGGAGCUUGGCUAAUCGUACAAAACAUCAUUUUUAUAUUUAUUGCAAACUGAAGCGUAUUUUGCGUCUACCUCGUAUAGCACGAAUGUGUUUUUAUCUAUACGAUUGAACUGUAAAAAUUAUUGUUCAGUGAGACACUGGGUAUUUUAACGCGGUAUAAUAUUUUGUCUUAUACCAUACACAAGAUUUCAUUUUUUUUUAUCAGUGAUGGUUUUGUUCUUGUUUUAUAUUUUUCAAGCUCUCUCAAUAUUUUUGUCUUGAAUCCGUUUGAGCAAUGUUUUUGUUGGCUGCAAAUAUUUACAUGAUUUUACAUAUAUUACCAUAGAAGAGCUGACACUGGAAAAAAUUUAUGUACGGAGUGACGCACUUAUUUCUACUUAAUUGUUUCAAUUACUUUGAGAAACAAAGAGUAUUUUAAAGACAAAUUACAAGGAUUCAAAAUUAAUAAUGUAGAGCAUGAAAUCAAUUUGUUACUCUGAAAUUAUUUACUGAAUAUCACCUAAAAUUUUAAACUUUUAAAUAUAGUAUAUUUUUGUUGCAAUUCUUGGAUAGUGAGGCUUCAGAUAUAUUCAAUAAUCUAUAUUUAAAUAUUAGUUAAUUAUGCGAUUUAUAAUAUCCCAGAACACAAAGUAUUUUACUUUUAACUUUUGUGUGUUACUCUGUACAUUUUUUAAUGUUGUGCUCGGUUGUAGGUAUUUCGCGAUUUACUAUCAUGAAUAUCCUUAUUGAUAUACAUUUUUAUUGAGAAUAUAUAUUACGUAUUUCUUGUAAAUAGAAUGUAGGGUGUUUAUUUUUCUAGUCGUUAUCUCUCGAAGGUAUUUUACGGUUAUCCGGAAAUUAAUCUAAAUAUUAUGUAAAACAUUGUUAACAAAAUUAAUAAAGAGGCUUGAGAUCUCAAAUUUGGAUUUAUGUAA
Molecule: messenger RNA, 3193 nt
Organism: Cephus cinctus (wheat stem sawfly)
Lineage: Eukaryota; Metazoa; Arthropoda; Insecta; Hymenoptera; Cephidae
Gene: BTBD9
Product: BTB/POZ domain-containing protein 9
Exons: 11
Coding region: 191-2032 (613 amino acids)
Biological process (GO): modulation of chemical synaptic transmission; adult locomotory behavior; circadian behavior
Molecular function (GO): protein binding
Source: RefSeq, a predicted model, not a curated record